GGUUUAGGUGUUGAUUGGAACGAUAGGAAUCUCUCUCUAGCUCUACCAGUGGCUCUACUGAUAAACUUUUUGUAGCGACUCCUGUGAAGUGAGGAAGAGAUUCUUUAAAGUCAUUCUGAUACGACGAAAUUUUUGAGGUUUUGGGAGACUCUGUUAGGAUGAGUUCCAACAACGACCCAUUGGGUCGCUCUAAUUCUCUUAAGAGGAAACAUUGGAGCAUACGGGCCCACGAAACUCUCAUAAGCAGGAAUAAAGAUGGUCAUUUUUGUCUGAAUGUCGAGGGUGGAGCAGAGCAUGGCAUUUUUCCAUUGAUAGGGGACCUGAGACAGGAUCGUAUCAAUUAUAAAAUGGGCAAACUCCACCCAGGAGAGCUAAUUAUUGAGAUCAAUCAUAAAAGAGUCCCUGGUAUGAUAAAGAAAGAUGUCAUAGCCCUUAUCAAACGAUCGGCUGAUCCCGUUUCUCUAGUUACUGUCAAACAGAAUGCCACCAUUACAAAAGACAUUCGGCAUUACUUAGCAUCUCGAUUUACAAAGAAUUCUGUGGACAGCGAAUUACAGCAUCAAAUAAGAGAAAACUUGCACACACGAGUGAUUCCUUGCACGACACGACAACCAAGAGAUGAAGAAAGAAAUGGCGUUGAUUAUAAUUUCAUUUCUGUCGAAGAAUUUAAGAAGAUGGAUAAGCAAGGGCUCCUUCUUGAGAGUGGAACGUAUGAAAAUAAUCACUAUGGUACACCUAAGCCACCUCCUGACCCUCCCUCUCAUGCUGUCUUGCCUGGCUACUCCCGUGCUCCUGCUAGCUCAGGGUACAGCCCCAGAGAGCCUUUGAUGCCUGGAAAUGCAACCUCUGGAAUACCAACACAGGCUCCAAGAUCAAGUAUACCCAGGCUAUCCAUACCUCAAGCUACAGGUCCUUUACCAAGCAACUGGGAAAUAGCCUACACUGAAAAUAAUGAGAAAUAUUUUAUUGAUCACAAUACUGGGACAACUCACUGGCUAGAUCCUAGAUUGGUCCAUAAUUUAAAACAUUCUCUACUUGAUUGUGGAGAUGAUGAGCUACCUUAUGGCUGGGAGAAAGUUAACGAUCCUAUGUUUGGUGUCUAUUAUAUAGAUCACAUUAAUCGAACGACUCAGUAUGAGAAUCCUGUUGUUGAGGCUAAAAGAAAGUUUGUAGGGUCACAGUUGUCUCAGCGUACUCCAUCUCUACCACCGACAUCUUUGCCUCCACCUCUUCGUGCUCCUCCAUCUUUCCACACAGCUGCUGCUUUAGAGAAACAGAGAGAGGCUGAAGCUGCUGCCCAAUGGCCACAAGCUGGGCUAACUGAUUACAACGAUGGCUACCCUUAUUUCCCCGAUACUAUUAAUCCUGAAGAAAUUGAGUCUAACCUAAGAGGUGAUCCCAUUUUUGUUACCCUUACAAAAAAUCCUACUGGUUUUGGCUUUACUAUUAUUGGCGGUGAUCGGCCUGGUGAGCUACUUCAGAUACGCAGUAUUGUCCAAGGAGGUGUGGCAGAUCGCGAUGGAAACCUGAAAAUUGGUGAUGUUCUUGUUCGUGUUAAUGGGGAGAGUGUCGUUGCUCAUAAUCAUAAACGUGUGGUUGAUCUCUUUCAGAGUAUUCCUAUGCAUUCGCCAGUUAGACUGGAGGUGAGACGUGGUUACCCUCUGCCUGACAGUAUGACAGAUGAACUUCCAUCGUAUUCCGAGUCUAAUUUAACUCGACAGUUUGACAUGGGGCAACCACUGGUCACAGAUGCUUUAGCAUCUGAUUUCAACAGGAAGUUUAGCUUAGGCCCAUUGCCUCCUCCAGAGAAAGUUGUUGUUGGUAUUGUCAAGGGACCACUGGGAUUUGGAUUUUCUCUUAGUGAAACACCACAAGGCCCAAUUGUUAAGCAAAUUAUGGACAUACCACGUUGUGCUCAGUUACGGGAAGGUGACCUGAUAACUGAGCUCAAUGGACAGAAUGUUCUAUCACUGACUCAUAGUGAUCUCAUCACACUGUUGAAGAGGUGUCCUAAAGGAAAUACAGCCAACUUUCUUGUGUCACGAUCUGCUCCAGCUUCUGAGACGUUUAUGAAUCAAGGACAAGACUUUUAUCCAGGAGAAUAUCCUCCUGGCUAUUCUGGCUAUCCUCCACCACAUUUUAGUGAAGAGCCUUUUCAACAUAUGAUUGUGAUGCUGGAGCGUCAGGUCUCAGGGUUUGGUUUCAGAGUUAUUGGAGGUCGGGAAGAAGGGUCUCAAGCUACUAUUGGUGGUAUUGUACCAGGAGGAGCUGCUGAUUUAGAUGGAAGAUUAAUGGUUGGGGAUGAAAUAACUCAGAUUAAUGGUCUCUCUGUGAUGGACGCACCGCAUAAAGAUGUGAUUCAACUAAUUGCUCAAGCUGGACAAGUUGGUAAAGUUGAAUUGCAUGUUCGCAGGAAAAUGCCAUGGCCAAUGUCUGGGCCCUCUCAUGUUCCACCUAAUAUGACUGAUGGUGAUGAACCACAUCCUGGCCCUCGUGAAGUUGUCAUAUAUCGUCCAAACACACAAACAAGUUUCGGGUUUGUUUUGCAAAGCAACACUCUACGAACUGGUUGCAUGAUAUGCCGUCUUAUUCCUGAUUCUCCUGCUGAGAAGUGUCAGCAGUUGUAUCUUUAUGAUGAACUGCUUGUGGUGAAUGGAGUUGAUGUGACUCAAAUGGACCAUGGAGAUAUUGUUGGUCUUAUCAAGGGCUCAAGCACUACUAUUAAACUAGUAGUACAGCAACCAGAAGAUAAAGAUGAGAUACUACAAUUACAGCAGAUGUCAUCAAUGCAAGAGCAGCAGUCAAUGCAGGCGGCAAUGGCAGUACCUGUUUCCUCAUAUCCUCAGGGACAACAGAGAUCCAUGCAAUAUGGAGAGGAAGUGGGUCCACAGAUAUCAGCAGAUCUUGAAGGAAUAGAUGAUGAAGAAAUUCAUCACAUUGAGUUUCAGAGAGAUGAGAAUGGGUUUGGAUUUAGUAUUCGUGGAGGAGCAGAGUACAACUCGCAUUUAUUUGUUUUGAGGAUUGCUGAAAAUGGAGCUGCCGACAAGAGCCAAAGUCUAAAGGUUGGUGACGAGCUGCUUGAGAUCAAUGGUAAUUCUACUGAGGGUAUGUUGCAUGCUGAUGCAAUCACCAUUAUAAAACAUGGCGGUGAAAAGGUGUCACUGAUCAUAAGAAGACUGCCAGAAGUCCCACGCUACAACUACGACGAUCAAUCUUUGCCACGUCAUACAAGUAUCCAAGAAGAGCAACAACCACCUACUGAUCCAAGCAGUCAGGCUAAUUCAUCAAGUAGAGAGCUACUCAAUGCAGUAGGUGUUCAGAAAAGCCCUGCUGCUAGUAACACUCGUGAAAAAUAUGCCAGGGAUUACAUGAACAGUUUAGGACGCAAUAGAAACUCUGAAAUUGAUCAAUAUGGAUCUGAGGAUCAGGAUAUUGACAAGGAAUGACGACCCGCCCUAAUUCUAUAAUACAAUAUAUUACACAUAAAUAGGAUGGUCUCAAAUUGUCAUCACUCCCACAUUCAUUUAUUACCAUUUCAUAAUUCUUUAUUGUCUUGUGUUGAGUUGGUGUGAAAUCUUGUAGUGACUUCCAUAUCAUAGAACAGUAUGUGAUUGACUUUGUUUUGCGUUAUUUUAAUUAUUAUUAAUUUUUAUUAUUAAAAAUUAAAAUUCAAUAUACUAUUA
Amphimedon queenslandica is the source of this 3683-nucleotide messenger RNA. Its product is annotated as membrane-associated guanylate kinase, WW and PDZ domain-containing protein 2-like. The record is from RefSeq and is a predicted model, not a curated record. The transcript is spliced from 17 exons. Gene Ontology annotation, biological process: signal transduction. Gene Ontology annotation, cellular component: cytoplasm. The coding region runs from base 159 to 3446 and encodes 1095 amino acids. Gene Ontology annotation, molecular function: protein binding. NCBI's taxonomy places the organism in Eukaryota, Metazoa, Porifera, Demospongiae, Haplosclerida, Niphatidae.